Molecule: messenger RNA, 1668 nt
Organism: Magnusiomyces paraingens
Lineage: Eukaryota; Fungi; Ascomycota; Dipodascomycetes; Dipodascales; Dipodascaceae
Exons: 1
Coding region: 1-1668 (555 amino acids)
Biological process (GO): tRNA wobble base 5-methoxycarbonylmethyl-2-thiouridinylation
Cellular component (GO): elongator holoenzyme complex; cytoplasm; nucleus
Molecular function (GO): iron-sulfur cluster binding; acyltransferase activity, transferring groups other than amino-acyl groups
Source: RefSeq, a predicted model, not a curated record
AUGGCAGGAAAAGCUAGAGGACCCAAGGGAAAACAAAACCUUGCACCUGAAAAGGAACGGUUUUUACAGUGCUGUGCCGACAUUUCACUUGAACUUGUUGCUAGUUUGAACACAAGCAAGGAUGUGAAUCUAAACGGACUUGUGAACCGUGUUUCUAAAAAGUACAAGCUCAAAAACCAGCCACGAUUGACCGAUAUCAUCUCAUCAAUUCCUGACCAGUAUAAGAAGUAUCUGCUGCCAAAACUUAAGGCCAAGCCCGUACGAACGGCAUCGGGCAUUGCGGUUGUGGCAGUUAUGUGCAAGCCCCAUCGAUGCCCGCAUAUUGCCUACACUGGUAACAUUUGCGUGUACUGUCCUGGUGGGCCAGAUUCUGAUUUCGAAUACUCGACACAGUCUUACACGGGGUACGAGCCGACAUCAAUGCGAGCGAUUCGUGCGCGGUACGAUCCCUAUGAACAAGCUCGAGGACGGAUCGAGCAACUGCGGCAGCUGGGCCAUACAAUCGAUAAAGUGGAAUAUAUCAUCAUGGGUGGAACUUUUAUGAGUUUGGCACCAGAUUACCGAGAAGAUUUUAUUGCCAACCUGCACAAUGCACUUUCUGGUGCAACUGUUGGCAACGUGGAUGAGGCGGUGGCAUACUCACAGCAGUCAUUGACGAAGUGUGUGGGUAUUACGAUAGAAACACGACCGGAUUACUGUACAGAAACACAUCUGAGCGACAUGCUGCGAUACGGAUGCACGCGACUGGAAAUUGGCGUGCAGUCAGUGUACGAGGACGUGGCACGAGAUACGAAUCGUGGACAUACAGUCAAGGCUGUGUGUAAAACUUUUGCACUUGCAAAGGAUGCCGGGUACAAGGUUGUGAGUCACAUGAUGCCUGAUCUGCCGAAUGUGGGCAUGGAGCGAGAUUUGGAUCAGUUUGCCGAGUACUUUGAAAACCCUGCAUUCCGGACCGACGGGUUGAAGUUGUAUCCUACACUUGUUAUUCGAGGUACAGGAUUGUAUGAAUUGUGGAAAAAUGGGCUUUACAAGUCGUAUAAUGCCAAUGCAUUGAUUGAUUUGGUUGCUCGGAUUUUGGCAUUGGUUCCACCAUGGACACGAAUCUACCGUGUUCAAAGAGAUAUUCCAAUGCCGUUGGUGAGUGCAGGUGUGGAGAAUGGUAAUUUGCGCGAGUUGGCACUGGCGCGGAUGCGGGACUUUGGAACAACGUGUCGGGACAUUCGGACGCGGGAGGUGGGUAUUCAAGAGGUGCACCAUAAGGUUCGGCCAGAUCAGGUUGAGUUGAUUCGACGGGAUUAUGCUGCCAAUGGUGGGUGGGAGACAUUUUUAAGUUAUGAGGACCCGAAGCAGGAUAUUUUGGUUGGGCUGCUGCGGCUGCGCAUGUGUUCGGAGGAGCACACAUACCGGCCAGAGCUUAAGGGCUGCCGAGCGUCGCUCGUAAGAGAGUUGCAUGUGUAUGGGUCUGUUGUUCCCUUGCAUAGUCGAGACCCACGCAAAUUCCAGCAUCAAGGGUUUGGCACAUUGUUGAUGGAAGAAGCCGAACGGAUUGCGCGCGAUGAGCACGGGAGCGAAAAGAUCAGUGUGAUUAGUGGUGUGGGGGUGCGCAACUACUAUGCCAAGUUGGGCUACAAGCUUGAUGGCCCAUACAUGUCGAAGAUGUUGGUGUAA